Drosophila navojoa is the source of this 423-nucleotide messenger RNA. RefSeq lists its product as uncharacterized. Lineage: Eukaryota; Metazoa; Arthropoda; Insecta; Diptera; Drosophilidae. The record is from RefSeq and is a predicted model, not a curated record.
GAGUAAUCGCAAUGUUUUAUACCGACAAUUGUUGCUGCUGCGUUGAGCUAAAAUGCGGCUGCAUAUUGAUUGCAAUAUUCGAUGUGAUAUUACGCGGCAUAGAUCGAUUUCUUCUGGAUGGCAACUCUCUGAUGGGCAACAUUGCAUUGGUCGUCAGCGGGAUAUAUCUUAUCUCCUGUAUAAUUCUCCUGAUUGGAGCUCUCCUAGGUAUACGUUACCUCCUCUUGCCUUAUAUAUUCGUUGUCAUGGUACAUGUCAUCAUCCUGAUAUGGGAAUGCGGUUAUGUCAUUAUGAUGGACGACUUCUACGACUUUAUAAUAUUUGACAUUAUUCAAGCAGUGGUCAGCUUGUACUUUUGCCUAGUGGUCUACUCCUAUUACGAUACUAUAUAAAUUCGUAUAUAGCGCGUAUAUAGGUUGCAUG